UUAACAAGCUUGAAUUCGAGCUUGUACAUAGCCGAGCAUGAGCUUAGCUCGCUUAUAUAAAAUACCGAACUAAUAACGAACUCGAGUUCAACUCAUUUAUAUAUAGUAUUGAGCUAAUUACAAGCGGAGCUCGAUCAUAUCUAAAUUGCAAUGAGCUGAGUUUGAGCUUUAAAGCAUAAAAAAUUUUCAAGCUUGAGCUUAGUUAAUUUUUCACAAGCCGAGCUUGAAUAUUGAAAAGCUUGGCUCGGCUCAUUUGCACCCCUACCUGCCACCGUUCAUAACCUCACACAGCUCAUAUUCAUUUCCAUCUCAAGCCUUCACUCAUGGUCAUCAUCUUCUACAAAGAAUGAGUUUGCUAGGCAUUUAUCAUCUUCCUCGUCGGAUUCGAACGGGUUUGAAGAAUUGGUCAUCUUACUCACGCUCAUCUCAAGUUGUUCUCUGUAGACUAAGAAGUAUUUGAGUCUGAAGAAUUGGUCUUCAAGUGAUGGACACACAGGUAAUAGAGGAGACGCCAUUUGAAGCAAUUCAAACUAAUGCAUCUCAGAAGCAGCAAGAAGCUCGUGAUGAAAUGCUAUCUAGGCACAGAAAGGAGAUAGCACAGCUGCAGAACAAAGAAAUUGAGCUGAAAAAAGCUGCAGCAAAAGGUAGCAAGGCUGAACAGAAAUCUAAAAAGAAGCAGGUUGAAGAGCAAAUUUCUCAACUUUCUGCUAAGCUAAAAGAAAAGCAUGCUGAGGAACUUGCUUCUUUAGGCUAUAACAGCAUUACUGGAAAUGAGAAAAGCAAUCUUGACAAUUUGGUGAAGGCCAUAGCUGGUGUUUCAGUUACCAACCAACCAGAACUUGCAAAAGUCAGCAAGGGUGCAAAGAGAAGGGGAAAAAGAGCUCAGCAAGAAGCAGAAAGAGAGCAAAGAAUUCAAGAAGAGCAGAGCAACCUUGUAAGUGAUCGAUUGAUUGAAAAUGAGAAAUUGAAAGGAAAGCUUGAACCCCUUGGAUUGACUGUUAAUGAUAUAAAGCCAGAUGGGCACUGCCUUUAUCGAGCCAUUGAAGAUCAGCUAGCUGUCCUUUCUGGAGGUUCUUCUCCUUAUACUUACCAAGACCUUCGUAAAAUGGUGGCUGCUUAUAUGAGAGAACACGCUUCAGAUUUCCUUCCCUUUUUCCUAUCGGAUAACACAAUAGAAGGAGAUUCUGAUGAUUCACUAGCAGACAGAUUUGAGAAUUACUGUAAAGAAGUUGAGUCGACCUCAGCAUGGGGUGGACAACUAGAGCUUGGAGCUUUAACUCACUGCCUCACGAAACAUAUCAAGAUAUUUUCAGGAUCCUUUCCUGAUGUUGAAAUGGGGAAGGAAUACAAAAAUGAUGAUGGAGCUGGCUCGUCCAACACAAGCAUUUUAUUGUCAUAUCAUAAACAUGCAUUUGGGCUGGGAGAGCACUACAACUCUGUGGUGCCAAAUUUGAUCAGGUAGACACAAAUUACCACCUGCAAACAGUUACUUUUUGCAGUGCAGGUUUACUUUUCUGUAUUAUCAUUGGAGAUAAAAGAUGCUUCUGGAAUGCUAAGUAAACAUUAAAGCUGCAGUAGCUGAUAUGGCAUUUCAUGGUAGUUGCAAAAUAGUGGAUUAUCCUCUAAAACUCUUGGAAGGAUCAAAAUCUAAUUGUCUAAUAUAAAACCUAAGAUUCUUCUGAAAUAUUUAAAGAUUGUCUUCCUAGUUUUUGUAA
Molecule: messenger RNA, 1715 nt
Organism: Ricinus communis (castor bean)
Lineage: Eukaryota; Viridiplantae; Streptophyta; Magnoliopsida; Malpighiales; Euphorbiaceae
Product: OVARIAN TUMOR DOMAIN-containing deubiquitinating enzyme 5
Exons: 3
Coding region: 485-1462 (325 amino acids)
Biological process (GO): protein deubiquitination
Molecular function (GO): cysteine-type deubiquitinase activity
Source: RefSeq, a predicted model, not a curated record